CACCUCAGCAGCAGGAUGCAACGCAAACGCCGACCGAGAUCGCGCGGGAAGGCCGGCAGCGGGAGCUUCCACGCAUGCGCCUGGUUGCCAAGUGGGUGGGCGCGGGAGUCCUUCAGCAGGAGCGAGCGGGGGAGACAACAACAGUCGUUGUCGCGCCGCCGCCGCCGCCGAGGAAGCGUUUGAGGGCUGCCGUCCGUUCUUUUAUCUCCCGCCACCACCGGGGAAGGAAGAAAGUCAGGCUGAGGAGCGGGGCCGUCGUGGCUAGUGGAUUAAAGGCGAGGAGCUGUCCUUUCCUCGGAGCCGUCCUGCCUCAGAGCCGUCCUGGGGGAGCGAGCGCUAGGCUCUCCCUUCACCAGCGCAACGGAAUCUGCCGAGUCUCUCCGGGGACAAGGCUUGCCCGCUUCUGCGCCCGCCGUCGCCCUCUCUCACCCGCGCACUUGCUGGCCCGCGGAGACGGAGAAGACGUCGCCGCCGCCGCCACAGCCGCGCUGCCCUGGGGGCUGUACGGAGCAGCGGCCCCGGGCUCGUCAGGAAAAGCCGCCUCCUCUGCUCGUCAAUGAACAUCGCGGCUCAGGAGCUCCACUCCGGCAGGGGGGAGCCGGCUUCAGGAGCAGCCCCGGCGGCGCGGGGAGCAGCAUGUGGAUCCCAACGGAGGACGAAAAAUACGGCGUGGUUAUAUGCAGUUUCCAAGGACAUGUGCAGCAAGGCUUAGUUCUAGAACUAGGAGAAACUGUUCAGAUCUUGGAAAAAUGUGAAGGUUGGUACAGAGGAAUAUCAAUAAAGAGACCUAGCAUAAAGGGAAUCUUUCCUGCAAAUUACAUUCAUUUGAAAAAGGCACUGGUCAGUAACAGAGGGCAGUAUGAAACAAUUGUUCCACUUGAAGAUUCUGUUAUUACUGAAGUUACAGCAACUCUCCAGGAAUGGGCUAUCCUCUGGAAGCAGUUAUAUGUGAAACAUAAGAUAGAUCUGUUCUACAAGCUACGCCAUGUGAUGAAUGAACUGAUUGAUCUUCGCAGACAAUUACUUUCUGGUCAUUUGACCCAGGAUCAAGUUCGAGAAGUCAAGAGACAUCUCACUGUACGAUUGGACUGGGGAAAUGAACAUUUGGGCUUGGAUCUUGUCCCACGGAAGGAGUUUGAGAUUGUCGAUUCUGAUCAGAUCAGUGUGUCUGAUCUAUACAAAAUGCAUUUAUCCAGUAGGCACAGUGUGCAACAAAGCAUAUCACAGGUGGAUACGAUGAGGCCACGCCAUGGAGAAGCAUGCCGCCUGCCAGUACCUCACCAUUUCUUUCUCAGUUUAAAGAGUUUCACAUACAAUACAAUUGGAGAGGAUGCAGAUGUGUUCUUUUUUUUAUAUGAUGUUCGAGAAGGGAAGCAGAUCAGUGAAAGAUUUCUGGUAAGGUUGAACAAGAAUGGGGGGGCCAAAAAUCCAGAGAAGAUUGAUCGGAUGUGUACACUUUUUACAGAUCUUGGCAGCAAAGAUAUGAAGAAAGAUUUGUACAUAGUUGCCCAUGUAAUCCGAAUAGGGCGUAUGUUGCUAAAUGACUCAAGAAAGGGUCCAGCUCACCUCUAUUACCGUCGCCCAUAUGGCUGUGCUGUAUUGAGUGUCUUGGAUGUAAUGCCAUCAAUCUCUGAACUCAAAGAAGAAAAGGAUUUUGUUCUCAAAGUUUACACGUGCAACAAUGAGAAUGAAUGGCAUCAGAUCCAUGAAAAUAUAAUUCGCAAGUCGAGUACCAAAUAUACAGCACCCAGUUCAAAUUAUGGACUUAUAAUUUCUCUUCAAAUUGUCCGUGGAGAAAUGGAACAAAUUCGAAGAGAAUAUCCUAUUAUCUUUAACAGAGGGGUGUCUAUUACAAGAAAAAUAGGAUUCCCAGAUGUGAUCGUGCCUGGUGAUAUACGAAACGAUUUGUACCUGACUUUAGAGAAAGGAGACUUUGAGAGAGGUGGAAAAAGUGUUCAAAAGAACAUAGAAGUAACUAUGUACGUUCUCUAUGCAGAUGGAGAAAUUUUAAAACAAAAGAUAAAGGAGAAAAGAAGCUCUUUGGCUUUGCAUUUACACCAUUAAUGAGAGAUGAUGGCACUACCUUAUCUGAUGAUAUUCAUGAGCUUUAUGUUUAUAAGUGUGAUGAAAACAGCACUUUCAAUAACCAUGCACUUUACUUGGGUCUUCCAUGCUGCAAAGAAGAUUAUAAUGGUUGUCCCAACAUCCCUUCAAGCUUGAUAUUUCAGCGCAGCACCAAAGAGUUUUUUUCAAUCUCUACUCAGCUGUCUUCUACCAAACUUACUCAGAAUGUGGACCUGCUUGCUCUUCUGAAAUGGAAAGCAUAUCCAGAUCGUGUAAUGGAUAUUUUAGGAAGACUGCGCCAAGUCAGUGGCGAAGAAAUUGUUAAGUUCUUGCAGGACAUUCUGGAUACAUUGUUUGUAAUUCUGGAUGAUAACACAGAAAAAUACGGACUUCUGGUAUUUCAAUCUUUGGUGUUUAUCAUAAAUCUCUUGCGUGAUAGCAAAUAUUUUCAUUUUCGACCUGUAAUUGAUACUUAUAUUCAGAAGCACUUUGCAGGAGCUUUAGCAUAUAAAGAACUCAUCCGCUGUUUGAAAUGGUAUAUGGAUCGAUCAGCUGAUCUAGUACGACAGGAUCAUAUUCAAGAAGCAAUGCGGGCAUUGGAAUAUCUUUUCAAGUUUAUUAUUCAGUCUCGGAUCCUUUACUCCAGAGCUACUUGUGGAAUGGAGGAGGAACAAUUUAGAAUUAGCAUCCAAGAACUUUUCCAGUCCAUCAGAUUUGUACUCAGCUUGGACAGCAGAAGCUCUGAGACUCUCAUCUUUACACAGGCUGCUCUAUUGAAUUCUUUCCCUGCCAUUUUUGAUGAGCUAUUGCAGAUGUUCACAGUACAGGAGGUAGCAGAGUUUGUGAGAGGAACUCUUGGGAGCAUGCCCAGUACAGUGCAUAUUGGACAAUCUAUGGAUGUGGUUAAAUUGCAAUCUAUAGCUCGUACAGUUGACAGUCGCUUAUUUUCAUUCUCAGAAUCUCGGCGAAUCUUAUUACCUGUGGUCCUUCAUCAUAUUCAUCUUCAUCUGAGACAACAAAAAGAGUUGCUUAUCUGCUCUGGAAUUCUUAGCAGUAUCUUCUCUAUCAUCAAAACUAGCUCCGUGGAGACAGAUGUAACUGAGGAGGUAGAAAUGAUGGUGGAGAGCCUCCUGGAUGUACUAUUACAAACUCUUCUGUCUAUUAUGAGUAAAUCACAAUCUCAGGAGGCGGUAAGAGGGCAGCGUUGUCCACAAUGCACAGCUGAAAUCACUGGGGAAUAUGUAUCCUGUCUUUUGUCUCUACUUCGUCAGAUGUCAGACACUCAUUUUCAACAUCUUUUGGAAAAUUUCCAGAGUAAAGAUGAGCUAAAGGAAUUUCUUCUAAAGAUUUUCUGUGUGUUUCGAAAUCUGAUGAAGAUGAGUGUCUUUCCUCGAGAUUGGAUGGUGAUGAGAUUACUCACCAGCAGUGUGAUAGUUACAACAGUGCAGUAUCUGUCUGCAGCACUACAUAAGAAUUUCACGGAAACAGAUUUUGAUUUUAAGGCCUGGAACUCUUAUUUCAGCUUGUCAGUUUUAUUUAUCAACCAACCUAGCCUGCAGCUAGAAACAUUUACUCCAGCUAAGCAGAAAAAAAUUCUGGACAAAUAUGGUGAUAUGCGUGUGAUGAUGGCAUAUGAGCUUUUUAGCAUGUGGCAGAAUCUGGGGGAACAUAAAAUUCACUUUAUUCCUGGAAUGAUCGGUCCUUUUCUGGGUGUCACACUUGUGCCACAGCUAGAGGUCCGCAACAUUAUGAUCCCCAUUUUUCAUGACAUGAUGGACUGGGAACAGCGAAAAAAUGGCAACUUCAAACAGGUGGAGGCAGAAUUGAUUGAUAAGCUAGACAGUUUGGUAUCAGAGGGAAAAGGAGAUGAAAAUUACAGGGAACUCUUCAGUCUGCUAACCCAACUGUUUGGGCCUUAUCCCAGCCUGCUAGAAAAGGUAGAACAAGAAACUUGGAGGGAGACAGGUGUUUCGUUUGUUACAUCCGUUACUCGUUUGAUGGAGCGCCUCCUUGACUACAGAGACUGUAUGAAAGGAGAUGAAACAGAGAACAAGAAAAUUGGUUGCACUGUUAACUUGAUGAAUUUUUAUAAAUCUGAAAUUAAUAAAGAGGAAAUGUAUAUCCGCUAUAUACACAAGUUAUGUGACAUGCAUCUGCAGGCUGAAAAUUACACAGAGGCUGCUUUUACAUUGCUUUUGUAUUGCGAGCUACUACAGUGGGAGGACAGGCCUCUUCGGGAAUUCCUCCACUAUCCAUCUCAGACAGAGUGGCAACGUAAAGAAAAUCUUUGUCGGAAGAUUAUUCAUUAUUUUAAUAAAGGCAAGAGCUGGGAAUUUGGAAUCCCAUUAUGCAGAGACCUGGCUACUCAGUAUGAAACAUUAUAUGAUUAUCAAAGUCUCAGUUGGAUUCGGAAAAUGGAAGCCAACUAUUAUGACAAUAUAAUGGAACAACAACGGUUGGAACCUGAAUUUUUCAGAGUUGGCUUUUAUGGAAGAAAAUUUCCUUUCUUCCUUCGUAAUAAAGAGUAUGUUUGUCGAGGCCAUGACUACGAGAGAUUAGAGACCUUCCAACAAAGAAUGCUUAGUGAAUUUCCACAAGCCAUUGCAAUGCAACAUCCAAAUCACCCAGAUGAUAGCAUAUUGCAGUGUGAUGCCCAGUACUUGCAAAUCUAUGCAGUGACUCCAAUUCCAGACAAUAUUGAUGUACUACAUAUGGAUCGUGUCCCUGAUCGCAUAAAGAGUUUUUAUCGAGUUAACAACAUCAGGAAAUUCCGCUAUGACAGGCCUUUUCACAAGGGCUCCAAAGACAAGGAAAAUGAAUUUAAGAGCUUGUGGAUUGAACGUACCACUCUAACCCUGACUCACAGUUUACCUGGAAUCUCUCGGUGGUUUGAAGUGGAAAGACGAGAAUUGGUUGAAGUAAGCCCAUUGGAAAAUGCUAUUCAAGUUGUGGAGAACAAAAAUCAGGAAUUAAGGACACUAAUAAGCCAAUACCAACACAAACAAAUGCAUGGGAACAUCAAUCUACUCAGUAUGUGCCUGAAUGGAGUUAUUGAUGCUGCUGUGAAUGGUGGCGUAGCACGAUAUCAGGAGGCCUUUUUUGAUAGGGAUUAUAUUUCCUCUCAUCCUGGAGAUGCAGAAAAAAUCACACAGUUGAAAGAACUGAUGCAUGAACAGGUGCAUAUCCUAGGAAUAGGUCUGGCAGUACAUGAGAAGUUUGUACAUCCUGAGAUGCGUCCACUACAUAAGAAAUUAAUUGACCAAUUUCAAAUGAUGCGAUCUAGCUUGUACCAUGAAUUACCCACUCUGGAAAAAUUAAGUCCAGCCUGCUCAGGAACAAGCACACCACGCAGCAAUAUGCUUGUAUCACACAGUCCAAUGAGUCCAGAGAGCAUCAAAGUAAUGCAUCGACACAGCCCAUUGAAUAUGCUGGGUACGGUCCGACACUCAUCAUCUUCCCUGUCUUCCCAUACAUCAAGUGAAACAGGAAAUAUGGUUAUAUUAACAGACAGUUCUGUUGGAGAAAAUGCAGAGGAUGUGUACCACAUGCAGGCCAGUCCUUCCACCUCAAGCCUGAGCUCUACCCAUUCCGCACCAUCUCAAAUGAUCAACUCUGCACCUGCUAGUGCAAGAGUGCUGAAGGGUGCUGGAUUGACAACUCUGGAGGCUGAAGCCCUCUAUUUAUCCACAGAACAGAUACAGCCUGGGCGGCAGCAGUGCAAGCUUUCCCACGCUGCCCCCACCAAUGUGCCUCAUCUCUGUCCUGGAGGGACCACCUCUAGAGGCUCUCCCUCUCUACCAGAUAAAUACCGUCAUCAUCGAGAAUUAAUGAUGCUACUACCAGCACACCGAGAUCGGCCUAGCAGUGCUAUGUACCCUGCAGCUAUCAUGGAAAAUGGACAGCAUCCAAAUUUCCAGAGAGCCUUAUUCCAGCAGGUAAUUGGACCAUGCAAACCCUGCAGCGAUCCUAAUCUAUCUGUUGCUGAAAAAGCUGUUUCAGCAGCACCAAGCAGCUGGAGUCUGGACAGCGGAACCAGAGAGGCCCUACCAUUCCUGUCUGCUCAUGUUGGGAGCAUCCUGGUCCCACCAGUGCCUCCCCGAAGCCUGACCCAUGGCCACUAUUUACUACACUUUGAUGCCUUCCACCAUCAUCUUAAUGACGCUCCCCCAGCGCUGCCUGCACGAACACUGCGCAAGUCACCUCUUCAUCCGAUACCUGCAUCCCCCACAAGUCCCCAGUCUGGCCUGGAUGGAAGCAAUUCCACUCUUUCUGGUAGUGCUAGCAGUGGUGUUUCCUCACUAAGUGAAAGUAAUUUUGGCCAUUCAUCUGAACCCCCUCCUCGAACAGACACCAUGGAUUCUGUUCCAAGCCAGACAUGGAACACUGAUGAAGACUUAGAGACGCCCUAUCUCCCUGUCAGGUACAGUCUCUCAGAACCUGAUGUUUUAGAAACUCUCAAAACUCAGCCAUGCCGAAGCCACUCCGCUCCGUCUGGAGUCAUUCCUCAGGAUACUAUGGACCCUCCAGCUCUACCCCCAAAACCGUAUCAUUCCCGUCACCCAAAUGAAGAGGGAAUUAUCCUGGAAGAGGACGAAAAAUAUCGAGCACUGCAUCGCAAAAUUGCCCAACCAGCUACUGGUGCAAAAGAGGAGCAGGCAAGGGUGGCAUGGGAGCAUGGCAUCAGCGAGCAGUAGGCAAAAUUGUCAGGGCAUAGUUUGUACAAUCAUUCCAGGUUUUAGAACCAGAACAGUGAAAAAGCAGAGGAGAAGUUGUUUUUCUUCUGCUCUGUGAGAUUGACUGGAAUCAGAGACUGAGCCAGCAUGUAAAAAACUGCUGCUUUCCUUUUUAUUUAAUUUUAUACUUUCCAGGUUUUUAGUGGUUUGGGAUUUGUUUUUUUCCCCACACUGGAUGCUACAUUCCUUCUACAAUUUCAGAUAACAGGAAGAAUUGAAUGACACAAGGGGAAGCAGCAUGGGAUUUUUACAAGCUUUCCUCUUGGUUUGAAGAUGUGCACAAAUCGAAGCAGUUGCACUAGGAAUGUGUUUAUUUGUUGUGUUAAAUGGAUUUGGAGAUUCCAUGAAAUGUCAAGCCAGAAGGUGCAGUUUAAAGUUUUAAGUACAGUGAAUUCUGCUUUUGAAGAUAACUGGAUCUUUCAGGCUUGAAGCAUAUGAACUCUUUUGUGGUGAUCUCCUUGCACUGCCUCAGGAAUGCUGAAGCAAUCUGACUUAUGUUCGCUUGCUAUUGCCUAUUUUACAUAUUUCCUAGUUUGCUAGACUUUUUAUUUCAAUUUCUUUUCUCAUCAUGGUGUUAUUCAAACAAUCUGUAGCCCAUUUCUGGCCAGCUGUGCCUAAAGAAGCUUUUGGCCCCAGCAUUCUUUUAUUCUUAAAAAAUGGUGUUGCCAAAAGCCAAUUCAGGAUUGGCAAAGAAUAACUAUGAGUCAGCAGCUGGGAAUGUGGUCUAGAAUAAAAUAAAAGGAAGAUCUGAGUGCAUACUUGAUCUUUGCCUCAAAUGUCUUGUAUCAUAUUCUCUAAAGACUCACCAAAAAAAUAAAAACCUGUUCCAGUGGGUUAAGGUAGAGGUAUUAAAAUUGUGACUGAUUGAAAGACAUUGGUAUACAGAGAAAGGAGCUACUUAAUUUAUAUUCAAGAACUAGUUCCACCAAUUAAUUUUACAUGUUGUCAUACAUUUCCACCAAAGGAAUCAUGAUACAUGGUGUCAUAUAUUAUGCAGUAGUUGAUAGCAUAACUAAACUUGGAAAAGUGUAUGAAAAUAUAUUAAAGGAAUACACAUUAAGCAAUAUGGAAAACUUAUAAUGCAAAAUAGUUUUAUAUUGAUAAUUGAAUAAUUUUAAUCAAUGCUUCAUUUUCUUAUAAUUCAUUCCAGGUUCUUAAAAUGGAAAAUAUAAAGGGGAAAGCUUUACGAUCCAGAUUUGUUUUUGUUUUUUGCCCAGUCUCUGAAAAGGAAAACAUUCCAUUUAUUUUUGCAUUUUCCACAAGCACAUUGUGAAAAAUGUAUAAGUUGAUGGCUGUACCAUAAAAGUCCAAACUAAAUUAUGAGUCACUUAACACUUUAGGAUCCUAUUCACUAUAUGGAUUUACUCUGUGUUUCUCCCACAAAAGUCAGUAAUUAAGAUAUCUAUCCAUUAAUAGAACAUGCAACAUUGGUAGAAUGGAUUUUCUUUCUUGUGCCCUUUAUACUCUCAAAAUUUACUCUUCUUUGAAGCAGACUGGAGUAUAAAAGCAAAAAAGAAUAGCCAAUGUAUGAAUGAAGGUCUGCUCGUGAAAUGUUAAAUAGAAUCUAGGAAAAAAAACAAAUUUAAAAUCUUCAUUUCUUUAAUCAGUGAAUAAUUAUUUGUAGGGGGGGGGAACAAAUCUAAAAACCAAGGGUACAGUGUCCACAGCUUCCUAUGGCUGAAUUUGCUUUUCAUGGAAGUACAAGUAGUCCUCAACUUACAACCAUUUGUUUAACAACCACUUGAAGUUUUAACAGUGCUGAAAAAACUGACUAUUAAUUGGUCUUUGCACUUACAGCAUCCACACGGUCAUAUGAUCAAAAUUGGGUGCCUGGCACCUGGCCUGUAUUUACAAUGGUUGCAGCAUCUCAGGGUCACAUGUUCAGGAUUUGUGGCCUUCCCAGGGGUUUUCAACAAGCAAAAUCAAUGGGGGAAGCUAGGGUUUCACUUAAUAAAUGCAGUAAAAAAAAAAGAUAGUAAAAUCGAUUGCGACUCACUUAACAAUUGCACUGUUUAGCAAUAGAUCAUGAUAAAAAAGGUAGUGAAAGCAGGAGCGACUCACUUAAACAUUGCAUCACCUAAUAAUGGAAGCUCAUCUCCCAAUUGUGGUCAAAUAUUGAGGAGUUGUUCAGUUACUUUCCUCAAUGUCUCUUCUGUGCAAAACACACGUUAACUUCUUAAGUGAAGUGACAUGAAAAAUUAUUUUGUUUACAGUCAUUUCUUAACUUUAGUCCCAUUAGCAGCAUUUUCCCAUUGGUGCCCCCAUCUACAAAAGCACAGUAGAAAAUAUAAGUUUCAAAUUUUAGAACAUCAAACAUCCAGGCAUUCUAAAUUUCACUCAUCCAAAACUCCAGCAGGAUUCUUAAAGCAUAUAAUCUUUUUGAAGUUUGAAAAGAGCGGCAGAACUCCCAAGCAUGUUUAACUAAAAUAUUUGUCAAUGAAUUUAGAGUCUUAUUCUAUAGUAAGUAAUGGUUAGAGGAUUGAAUUCUGAUAUUAACUAUAUAUAUAUAUAUAUUUUCUUUUUAUUUAGCUUGGAGGUUUUUUUUAAAUAUAAUAUAUUUUAUAAAUUUAUAUAGCUGACUAUCUACUAAUGGAACUCUGGGUGACAACAAAAGUUAAAAUAUAACAUACAAAUCAGUCGAAGCUACUUAAAAACACUACCAGCACCUCCCCCAGACACAAGUCAGUGAGGUUUAUAUAGCAGCUUACUAUAUUGUAUCCACAACUGUACCGUGGGCCAGUUGGAGCUUGCAAACGCUGUUGAAGGGCGGCCUCAUAUACAACGUUGCUAUAAAUCUAAAUGGAGGUGGUGGUGGUGGUUGAGUGCCAAUUUGGUGUAGUGAAAAAAUUAGGCUAAAAACCAGGAGACUUGAGCUCUAGUUCCACCUUGGGACCAAAGCCAACUGGGUAACCUUGGCCCAGUCAUUUCUUUCAGCCUACAAAAGGCAGUUGCAAACCAUUACUUUAAAAACUCGGCAACGUCAGGGACUUGUCCAGGAAAUCUCCAAGAUCUGGAUAUGAUUGACCAGAAGAAAGGAAAAUUGGGCACUGCUUCCCAAUCUAGGAACUGGCACAACUUCUAGACUUAAGGAGGGAAGAUCACUAGAUUCAGGGGUUUUUAAAAGACACAGGUCUGAUUUCAUCAGUUGAGAAAAAAACCCCUGUUAUUCUCCACCACUCUCCCAGCAUCCAGGUACUGGCAGACUACCUCAACAGUAUCAAUUGGAUGGCCUGGGGCAGAACAGAAUAACUGAGUAUCUUCAGCAUACUGAUAAUACUUGAUUCAAUGCCAACAGAUGACCUCACCCAGAGGUUUCAUGUAGAUGUUAAAUAGGGUAUCAAGGACCAAAUACAUUCAUAUUUACCAUAAUCACCAAGUUCUGUGGAGUAAAGCCCAUUCUGAUAUAUUAAUAAGAAUUUUCGGGAUCCAUUAUUUUUCAGUUUCUUUUAUGAUGUUGGUGCGUGUCCACACAAGUUUGUGAUAGCUUUUUAAGGGAAACAUUGUGUAUAUAUCUGUGUGCAAAGUAUAAAAUCAGAUUUCCAGUAUAUUUUAAAAGAUAAAUGUGAAACUAAGCAUUGUAUAAUUUGGAACUGGAAGAUCACAAAAUACAGGUAGUCCUCAACUUAUGACCAAAAUUCAGUCAACAUUUUAUUACUAAGGGAAACGUUUGUUAAAUGAGUUUUGCCCCAUUUGAGACUUUUCUUGUCACAGUUGUUGUGAAUCACUGCAGUUAUUAAAUU
Molecule: messenger RNA, 10537 nt
Organism: Thamnophis sirtalis
Lineage: Eukaryota; Metazoa; Chordata; Lepidosauria; Squamata; Natricidae
Source: RefSeq, a predicted model, not a curated record